AUGGACGCGGAGCAGUACGGCUGCACGGCCGGUAAUGCAGGCGGACUCGCGAGACAUGAACUACAACUUAUUGUGCAUCAAGAAGGAGAGCUGCCCCCCCAGGAGUCAAGUGGAGUAGCAGGCAAGGCGGUGGUGGUGUCUAUAUCGGUGGCGGGCGCCUACAUGGUGCUGGUGCUGGCGCUGAUGGUCUACUGCAGGAGGCGCAGGCUCCGGAGGCGGCAGAGAGGUGAAAAAAUGGAGUUAGAGAUGACAGAAGGACGAGAGAAGUUGGUAGAAGAUGGUGAAGAAGAGAAGCAGAAGGUCAACGGAGCCGCCUUGCAGAACGGCAGACUGUUAGCGCAUGAUAAGGAUAGCGGUGCAGAUAACUCAGAAGUAUCUGGCGUAUCUCGCGCGUCUAAGAAGUCUGGUCAGUUCGAGCAUCUGUCUGUACCACGGAGUCUACUCACUGAACAGAUCACACUGGGUCGUGGAGAAUUCGGCGAGGUGAUGCUGGCAAAGAUAGACAUGUGCCAGGUGAACAAGUUGCGUAACAAGGAGAGCCUGGACGCUGAGGGCGAGCCCAAACUACGGCCUGUAUUGGUUAAAGCACUCACAGCUAAAGAUGAGGUCCAGCUGGGCGAGUUCCGCCGCCAGCUGGAGUUGUUCUCCCGCGUGCGGCACGACAACAUGGUGCGCCUGCUGGGGCUCUGCAACCUGGACGCCCCGCACUACAUGCUGCUGGAACAUACCGACUGGGGUGAACUAAAGAAGUUCCUAAUAGCGACUCGGACUCCCGAAGAGAACGCGGAGUACAUAUCCCGCGUGGGCGCGGCGCACGCCCCCCCUCCCCCGUCGCGCGCGGCCCCCCCACUGGGCGGCGAGCACCGCGCGCUGCUGGGCGGACAGCUCGCCGCCGCGCUCGCCAAGUGCGCCGCGCACAGGUUCACGCACCGCGACAUAGCGGCUAGGAACUGCGUGAUAACGUCCAAACUGCAGCUGAAGCUGUCGUACCCGGCCCUCACCCGGGGACCAGACUCGCACGAGUACUACAAGCUGCAUGAACAGGUGAUCCCGCUCCGUUGGUUGCCCCCCGAGGCGGUGCUAGAGAGCGACUACUCCACCAAGUCCGACGUCUACAUGUUCGCAGCCACCGUCUGGGAGAUCUACACCAAAGGAGAGUUGCCAUUCGCAAAAUUGAACGACAACUCUGUGUUGGAGCGAGUGAAAGCAGGCACUCUCGAAUGGACGAUCCCGGAUUCGAUGCCGGAGCCAUUAGCAGUACUACUUAAACGUUGUUGGAGCAAGUCGCCAUCCGACCGACCUCAGUUCACAGAGAUAUAUGACCAGAUCACCGACAUAUUGAAAGACAUCACCUCGGAAAACACGUCGCAGAAGUCACAGGACAAGGCUGAAGAAUAG
Molecule: messenger RNA, 1398 nt
Organism: Spodoptera littoralis (African cotton leafworm)
Lineage: Eukaryota; Metazoa; Arthropoda; Insecta; Lepidoptera; Noctuidae
Source: the annotation of a GenBank genome assembly